Aspergillus vadensis CBS 113365 is the source of this 564-nucleotide messenger RNA. RefSeq lists its product as uncharacterized. The transcript is spliced from 8 exons. Lineage: Eukaryota; Fungi; Ascomycota; Eurotiomycetes; Eurotiales; Aspergillaceae. The record is from RefSeq and is a predicted model, not a curated record. Bases 1 to 564 code for a protein of 187 amino acids.
AUGGAUAAAGGGCAUCACCGUCAGGAGCUGCGAAGAAACAGAAGAGAGAUAGCACUGUGCAAUAAUACAAUCGGCGCGCUGACCAAUUUUGCGUGCACCUUGCAGCAGAAACAGCAAGUACUCAUUGAUAAUCCCCGAAUUGACAUUUCCGAAAAUUUCUGUCAAGACCCGCGGGUAUCUGUGUCAACUUGGGUGCAACUACACCCAAGCACUCAUCCGCUGAAGGCAGUAUCAGUGAUCAAGAAUCAUAUACACUAUCUGCUUCUGCCGCACCCGUGUCGCGCAACCAAUCGAGCUGCGGCAUCGGCAACAACCGCCCGUCAACCAUGGGAGGACCUCUGGAUUAAAUAUACUCCAGCUGGAAACCUUACAGUAGUCAGUAACAUGCUAUCAGACUGCAGGAGUUCACACGCCAGCUCCAUCAUUAAUUUAUCUAAGAUUGAGAUCUCAGAUUCGAACAGCUGCACGUGUGUGACCAGCAUCGCCUUCAAGCGAAAAACUUACAGGGACAACACAUCCCUGUCUGUAGACUCUAAGCCUCGCAUUAUAAUAAUCUUAGAAUAG